AUGGUUGUGCUGGAUUGGAGUCAACCUUUUGAGAUUAUGUGUGACACUAGUGAUUAUGUUGCGGGGGCUGUUUUGGGUCAAAGAAGAGAGAAGAUAUUUCGAGCUAUUUAUUACGUGAGCAAGACCUUGAAUGAUGCUCAACGAAACUACUCAACUACAGAGAAGAAGAUAUCAUGCAACGCUUCAUUAUCUUUUUACAAAGAAAGAUGCCAAACCGAGGUUGAUUCGUUGGGUGUUGAUAAGAAGGGAAGUGAGAACUUGGCGGCUGAUCACUUAUCUAGAUUGGAGAAUGGAGCAGAGGAAGAAAACAAUCCCAUUAAAGAAAUAUUUCCAAAUGAGUUGUUAUUGGCAGUUUCAGCGACAGUUCCUUGGUUUGAUGAUAUUGUCAACUACAUAUGGGUAGAAGCAAUUGCUACCAUAACGAAUGAUGUUAAAGUUGUUAUGAAGUUUCUGCAUAAAAACAAUUUUUAUCGCUUUGGUACUCCAAGGGUCAUUCUUAGCAAUGAAGGGACUCACUUUUGCAACAAAGUCCUUGAUGCUCUCUUGAGAAAAUAUGGAGUGAGCCAUAAAGUGGCAUUAGCUUAUCAUCCACAGUCCAAUGGACAAGCUGAAGUAUCAAACCAAGAGGUCAAGUUAAUCUUCGAGAAGACGCUCAAUACCAAUAGAAAAGAUUGGUCUCAAAAGCUUGAUGAUUCCUUGUGGGCUUAUCGGACUGCCUUUAAGACUCCUCUUGGUAUGUCACCAUAG
This is a messenger RNA of Humulus lupulus (European hop), 747 nucleotides long. RefSeq lists its product as uncharacterized. Bases 1 to 747 code for a protein of 248 amino acids. Lineage: Eukaryota; Viridiplantae; Streptophyta; Magnoliopsida; Rosales; Cannabaceae. Gene Ontology annotation, biological process: DNA integration. Gene Ontology annotation, molecular function: nucleic acid binding. The transcript is spliced from 3 exons. The record is from RefSeq and is a predicted model, not a curated record.